Molecule: messenger RNA, 569 nt
Organism: Suillus discolor
Lineage: Eukaryota; Fungi; Basidiomycota; Agaricomycetes; Boletales; Suillaceae
Exons: 1
Source: RefSeq, a predicted model, not a curated record
UGUCAACAAUUUGCUGGCAUGGCAAAUGGCAUCUGUUAUAAUUUCUUAGCGCAAUAGUAUAAAAGCAUCCUGUCUUCCUACCAAUUUAUUUUCACAAUCACAUCACAAAUAAUGCUUCUCUCCUUCCGAGUCGUCCUUGCCGUUGCUGCUGCUUUGACAGCGUCCAUGGCUGUUAGUGCUUGCCACACAGCUGGCGGCCUUUGCGCCACAAGCCACGAUUGCUGCCGUGGCUAUAAAUGCGUGUCAGUAGCGCUCCCAGAGCGUGACGAGGUGAGCAUGAGUAGUUUCAUCCAUGAUUUGUGGACUCACCGGCCGGGGCGUGAUAGGUAGGAGAGUACAUAUCUCUCUGUACGGUCGAAUGAGUUACAGUGAGUCAUGCUUUUGCUUUCUCAUUGGUGCAACGUGGUUAAUGACACCACACGUAGUAAGUAGUUUGUUGCAGAAAUGCUUACUUCUGAGCAAAUAUCACUGCUGCUCGGACAACGAAGAUCAUUAGGAUAGAGAAACAUCUUAAAACCUUGAAUGUAUGAUUUGUGACUGAAUUAAUUAUAUCACAUUGUUUUCUCCUC